Messenger RNA from Selaginella moellendorffii, 2573 nucleotides. Its product is annotated as protein root UVB sensitive 1, chloroplastic. The transcript has 9 exons. The coding region runs from base 420 to 1775 and encodes 451 amino acids. NCBI's taxonomy places the organism in Eukaryota, Viridiplantae, Streptophyta, Lycopodiopsida, Selaginellales, Selaginellaceae. Gene Ontology annotation, biological process: developmental process; response to UV-B. Gene Ontology annotation, cellular component: chloroplast envelope. The record is from RefSeq and is a predicted model, not a curated record.
AGCAGACGCGGGGGAUCGGAGGUUUGCUCCGGGCAUUUCACGAUGCCCCGGAUCGUCACGGCCGGAGCUCGUGUAGGAAUAUAGGGAAGAACAGAUGCGAUGAGUCGAGAAGGAAGAUCGAGAUUGCGCUCGAUUUGGAGCAUUUCAGUGGUGGUGACGGUAAUGGAGGGUUUAAGAAUUUUGGGAAUGGAGGAGAUGGGGAUAGUAGUGACAACGAUGGUGGCAAGGAUCCAAAGGACUGGAUCAAGCUCUUGAGAUAUUUGUGUUGUGCGGCACUGGGGGUUUGCGUUCUCGUACACAGUAGUAAUGGCAGCAGUCAGCUCUAGGCUCUGACGCAUGAAGCUGGUAGAAUCAGUGACGAUGCUAUCUGGAAAGUGAAGGAUGGGAAAUGGACGAGAUAUAUCGUUGAUGAGGCUAGCAUGGCGCUGGUUGUGGACGUCACGAAGAUGAGCGAAGACGAAGCCAUGGCUUACGAGCAGGAGUGCCUGGAAAGAGAGAAGAACAGCAAAGGCAAAUCUUCUCCUUCAACUGACAAAGCUGGCGCCGUGAGCACGGGAAGAUCUCGCAAGCUGGGAGUUGACGAGAUUGUCAGCUGGUGUUUGGAUGCUCUCAAGACAACGAUGCUUCCCAUAGGAUACCCGAAGACUGUGAGUGAUGACUACACGGAGUACACUUUGUGGAGGAUGGGACAGAUCAUAGCGAGCCAAAUAAGUGGAGUCCUGACUACGCAGGCUUUGCUUUACGCAGUUGGACUAGGAAAAGGUGCCAUUCCCACGGCAGCCGCAAUCAAUUGGGUUCUCAAGGACGGCAUUGGAUACCUUAGUAAGAUCGUGCUCUCAAAGUAUGGUCGUCACUUCGACGUCCAUCCAAAGGGUUGGAGGUUAUUAUCGGACUUGAUUGAAGAUGGUGCAUGUGGUUUGGAGCUGCUUACUCCGACGUUUCCACAUCUCUUUGUUCCUCUUACCGCGGUUGCUGGAGCUGGGAAGUCCGCUGCUGGUUUGAUUCAGGCGGCAACAAGGAGCUGUUUCUACGCUGGUUUUGCAACUCAAAACAACUUUGCAGAGGUUAUUGCUAAAGGUGAAGCUCAAGGAAUGGUGAGCAAGUCGCUUGGAAUUGCUUUGGGCAUUGGAAUAUCGAGCAAAGUUGGAUCAUCCGGACCUUUGCUAGUACUAUCUUUUGGUACAGUGACAGCAGUGCAUGUUUUGUGCAACCUCAAGUCUUAUCAAGCCGUGCAGCUUCACACGUUGAAUCCUUACAGAACAGGCCUUAUCAUGGCAGAAUAUUUGACGACGCAGAGAAUUCCAUCCGUAAGAGACGUAAACUCCGUGGAGCCCAUUUUCACGGUCGCAGACUUUUUUUCCAGCAAGAAAGCACCGCUGUCUAUUUCGUGCGAAUCGAAAUGUGCCGCGGCUGACAUCGAGAAGAACUUAAAACUGGGAGUCAGUUUUGGCGAAGCAGUGGCUAGCAGAGGAGCUGCUCAAGCGUUGCUUGAUCUUUACAGUGGAGAGGAGUACCUCUUAACAUAUGACGACAGUCAUUGCUUUAAGGUCGUACUCAAGAAAUCGGCGUCGCCACAUGAUAUGUUGAGAGCCGUAGUACAAGCUUCAUACUUGAGACAUAUUCACAAUCAACAGAGCCUCUCUAAAGACGAGCUACUUAAACUUUCGUACCAGAGCAUGCAGCAAAGUUUCAACGAGCUGAUACAGGGGCUCCAAGCUGCCGGCUGGUCCACGAGCGGAUUGGUGGCAAGGCCUGGAUCAAACAGGCUUGGUUGAGGUACAUUGAAUCAGUUUUCCUGUGCUGCUGCACGUCUACGCCUUUGCUGCAGGCUUGGAUUUAGCGAAGUCGGAUUCAUGGUAAAUGUAUUAGAAUAUCCGCUUGCCUUUGUCAACAGCUUUUAUGUGUUCGGCCAGUUGCAAGGAAAAUACCUCUCAAGCAUCAAAAGGCCCUUUGGUUUAGCGGUACGGAGCUGAUGGUUUUUAUUGAUAGGCUUGCAAGGAGUCAUGGCGUUCGGGUUGGCUUUGCAGAGCAAGCGUGAUUUACCAACAAAAUCUAAUGGUGAGACGAUAUUCACCACUACAACAGCUAUUGUCGUUGUCAAGGUAUGUCUAUUUUGCGUUUUCCUACGUUCAGCAAUCCUCAUAUGGAGGCUCACAUCAACAAUGCUGGAAAAGCUGGAAGUCGUUGGGGAUUAUUAUCACUAUUUAGAUUGGAAUAAAGGGCCUCUUUUUGCACCGACAAUAAUUUGGAGCUUCAUAGCCCGACAAGCUCAAGAUAUCAAAUCUCGCAUUUCACAGCCUUGGACAAAAACUUCCUCAAGCCAAAGCCACGUUGACGAUGAGGACUUUGGUCUUUUUGACGCUGUGGAUCAGAAUGACUCUUCCGACAAUCACGCGGUAGAAAUCCAGAGAUCUCUCAUAUGACGAACAGAGAAUGAGGAUUGUCAUUCAGAGAACGGUAGAAGCACAAAAGCCAUAAAAGACACUGGACAAUUUAGAAGCUUUUAAAGAACGUGUAAUACCAAAUACCUUGUAACCAUUUCCUCUGUGAAGGGACGAAAAGUUUGAUGGAAA